UUGCAGCACCAGAACAUUCAGACUCAGUAAGAGCCUGUCUGUAAGAGAAGCGUUUUAACCGAAUGAAGAUUUUUAGAUUAAAAAAAACAAAAAAAACGACGACCUUGUUUGUUCUCGACAGCCGCGCCAUGGAUAAUGAAUGUCAUUGUUCAGAUUACAGUGAAAGGCAUUCUCAUGCCAUUCUGUUCAACAUCCUCAGCCGCACAGAUGGCAGUGAGACGAGACACGACAACCAGAACAAAACAACACCACACAGAUGCAACUGUGAGACGCGACGGACGGUGUGCUUGAAAAGCCCAGCCGAGGUUUGCCAAGAGGCUUCAGCGGUGUUGGUGAAGACCGUCCAUUUUAUGAAAAACCUGCCUGCUUUUAACCAGCUUCCACCACACGACCAGCUGUUGCUACUUCAGAGCUGUUGGGCACCUCUAUUCAUAUUGGGUCUGGCCCAAGAAGGUCUGGAUUUCGAAGUCCUCGACAGCCCUGCUGACAGCAUGCUGAAGAGAAUCCUUCUGAACUGUCAGGAAUAUUCGGGAACGGAGAGAGAGCAGCCCACCAUGGCUGGGGUGAGCAAACUGAAGUCUUGCCUUAAAAAGUUCUGGAGUUUGGAUUUAAGUCCCAAGGAGUAUGCAUACCUGAAGGGAACCAUCAUUUUCAAUCCUGAUGUUCCAGAUUUAAAAGCAGCUGUGUUCAUUGAGGGCUUACAGCAAGAGGCGCAGCACGCUCUGAGCGAGGUUGUCCAGCCUCUUCAUCCCGGAGACAGCGGGCGCUUCGCUCGCAUCCUGCUGACCGCCUCCACGCUCAAAACCAUUACGCCCAACCUCAUCACUGAGCUGUUCUUCCGGCCUGUCAUUGGCCAGGCUGACCUUCUUGAAUUGCUGGUGGACAUGCUCUUCUGCAGGUAGUCCAGAAAUGUAGCCUAACUGGACAUUUGGGCAAAAGUCCUACUUUCAUACAAUCUGACUGUCAAGAGACAUUUCCUCGUGAGAUGAAGGAAUGACAAAUAAGCAAUUAUUAUGGAUAGAAAAACUAUAAAUGAGUGCCUAUGAGUGUUUGAGGUGUGACAGUCAUCUUUCUUUGGCACAUCGUGAAGACAUUAUAAAUAGUUUGCUAUUGUUUACAUACAACUCUAAAUUAGCUAUUUUUUACUUUUUCAAUUUGAGGUCACACAGGCUAUGUCUGUCAUCGUUUUGCUAUUUCCUGUGGUUGAUAGUAUAAAACGUCUCGAUAUUCUGUUGGCGUGUUGUGAAGGCCAAUUCGAUUCCCAAGAGUUCUGUCUAAAAACACACUUGUUUGUGUAACUUUGAAUUCAUACUUUGUUGUUUAUUUCUGGUAAUGCUCUCAGAUUAUGCGAAUAAAUAUAUUUUUCUACAAUAAC
Osmerus eperlanus (European smelt) is the source of this 1375-nucleotide messenger RNA. RefSeq names its product nuclear receptor subfamily 0, group B, member 2a (gene nr0b2a). Gene Ontology annotation, cellular component: nucleus; cytoplasm. The transcript is spliced from 2 exons. Gene Ontology annotation, biological process: negative regulation of transcription by RNA polymerase II; circadian rhythm. NCBI's taxonomy places the organism in Eukaryota, Metazoa, Chordata, Actinopteri, Osmeriformes, Osmeridae. The record is from RefSeq and is a predicted model, not a curated record. The coding region runs from base 63 to 902 and encodes 279 amino acids. Gene Ontology annotation, molecular function: transcription corepressor activity; transcription factor binding.